AUGAGUAUGCUCAAUGUUGCUUCGUGUCAGGCCGUCGACGCCGUCCCUACCAGAUGCGCCACAUUCUUAACUUUCAAGGCAAAACCAGACGCCAGCAAUCUUGCUGUCAUUCGCGCAACCUUAGGUAGCAUAAGCGACCUCACCAAGAAUGUCGCCAUCCGAGACCUCCGCUCCAACCUGACAUGCACAGUUGGUAUUGGUAGCGACUUUUGGGAUCGCCUAACCCACGCGCAACGGCCCAAAGAGCUUCAUCCCCUCCCCGUCAUAAAGGGUCGUGUUCAUGCCACCGUCUCGACCCCAGCAGAUUUACUAUUUCACAUUCGCUCCGACAGGAGGGAUUUGUGCUUUGAGCUCGAGCGACAGGUCAUGGACAGAUUUGGGAAUUCUGUCCAGCUCACAGACUCGACAGUUGGGUUUCGCUACUUUGACGCGCGAGAUCUCCUUGGCUUUGUCGACGGCACCGCCAACCCUGUAGGACAAGCAACCAUGCGCUCAGCAUUUGUCACAAGCGAAAUCGAUGAAGCAGCAGCAGGAGGUAGCUACGUUGUGGUGCAAAAAUACCUCCACGAUUUAGCAGGUUGGAAGAAGCUCAAAGUCGAAGAACAAGAAUCCAUCAUUGGACGCACCAAGGUUGAGAAUAUGGAGCUCGAUGAUGCGGCUGAGGGGAAACAGGCGGCGCAUAAGACACUAGCUUCAAUUACAGACGAUAACGGCAAUGAGGUGGACAUCGUCAGGGACAACAUGCCAUUCGGCUCACCUGCUUCGGACGAGUUUGGCACGUAUUUCAUUGGGUAUUCGUCAAAGCUAUGGGUUAUAGAGAAGAUGCUGGAGCGCAUGUUUGUUGGGUCACCGCCUGGCAUGCAUGAUAGGAUCUUGGACUAUUCUACCCCUGUGACUGGGUGUACUUUCUUUGCACCGUCAGCAGAUAUGCUUGACAGUCUUGCUGAUAUUGAAGACUGA
Molecule: messenger RNA, 960 nt
Organism: Fusarium pseudograminearum CS3096
Lineage: Eukaryota; Fungi; Ascomycota; Sordariomycetes; Hypocreales; Nectriaceae
Exons: 1
Coding region: 1-960 (319 amino acids)
Cellular component (GO): cytosol
Molecular function (GO): heme binding; peroxidase activity
Source: RefSeq, a predicted model, not a curated record